AUGGAGGAAAGUUCAAGUUCUGAGACGCGGAAGCGCACGCGCACGGAGUCGGAGGCCGGGCCCAUAGGAGAAGCGGGAACCAAACGAGAUGAGGAGUUCUGGUUCAAGGAUGGGAAUGUUGUCCUGCAGGCCGGAGGAGUCGCGUUCCGCGUCUAUCAAGGUAGCCUGUCGCUGAACUCUGAAGUCUUCGCCGGGCUAUUCUCCGUCCCGCAACCGACGCUGACGGAUACGUUCGACGGGUGCCCCGUCAUUGAACUUGCGGACCACCCGGAUGACCUGCGACACCUCCUGCGUGCUGUAUUCGUUGACCAAACGUUCUACCGCCAUAACGCACAACUGCCUUUCGUCGUCGUUGCCUCUGUUGUCCGCCUCGCCCACAAGUACGGCAUGGAGCACCUGCGGGAUGAUGCCCUUGAACGCAUGAAGUCUUGCUUCAGCGACGACUUACACGUCUGGGCGAAGGCUGAGGCUAGCGAGGGCAGCGCCCUCAUGACCUACGAUUACACCGACGCCAUCGCCGCCGUCAACAUCGCACGACUCACGGAGACGCAGUCUAUGCUGCCUUACGCUCUAUACACGUGCUGCCAGCUCGACACCGAGGUCAUCCUGAACGGAGUCCCGCAGAAGAACGGCACGACCGAGCGGCUCACGCAGGAGGACAUUCUGAGGUGCCUCAAUGCGCGGAGCACACUCGUCCACGACAACAUCAUCUUCGCAUACCUCCUCUUCACACCAACCUUGCCACUUGCGUGCGCAGAUCAGGUUUGCCACGCGUCGCUGCAGUGCCUCGCCCAGGCCAACUUAACCUUCGAAGGUGAACUAGAGGACCCCACAUGUCUAGCAGAUUGGAUCACUUGGCUGGCUCAUAACGAGCAGACGCGCAGUUACAACAAUCUCUGCCUCAACUGCCAGGCAUACAUGCAGCUGAAGGCGAGAGAAUUGCGCUCGGAUAUCUGGCUUCGGCUCCCACAUAUCUUGAACUUGGACGUUCGAGUCAGAGACCCAAGUGCGGAGGACCCUUAG
Fomitopsis serialis is the source of this 1023-nucleotide messenger RNA. RefSeq lists its product as uncharacterized. The coding region runs from base 1 to 1023 and encodes 340 amino acids. The transcript is spliced from 2 exons. The record is from RefSeq and is a predicted model, not a curated record. Lineage: Eukaryota; Fungi; Basidiomycota; Agaricomycetes; Polyporales; Fomitopsidaceae.